Molecule: messenger RNA, 2253 nt
Organism: Macadamia integrifolia
Lineage: Eukaryota; Viridiplantae; Streptophyta; Magnoliopsida; Proteales; Proteaceae
Product: serine/threonine-protein phosphatase PP1-like
Exons: 5
Coding region: 644-1666 (340 amino acids)
Cellular component (GO): cytoplasm; nucleus
Molecular function (GO): protein serine/threonine phosphatase activity
Source: RefSeq, a predicted model, not a curated record
AAAAAACGCGGCUUUGCAGAUUUCAUUCGCACACGUACCUUAAACCUGGUCAUGAGACUCUCGAGUCCGCCUCCCCAGGAUGAUCAAGAACUAGAAAGCUUCAAGGCAUGAAUCUUGCCUGAAAAUCUAUUACUCUACAAGGCCGGCAAGAAUCGAGAGAGAGAGAGAGAGAGAGAGAGAGAAUUGAAGGUUUCAAGUUUCAAGUUUCAACCACCGCUGCUCAGUCUUUGGAGGCUUUAAAGGCAGAGGCAAUGCCCAGGUUCCCACCUCUGAAUUCUGAUUGAGAGAGGAUAAGUGAAAGAUUAGAUUAGAUUCCAUUUCCACCACCGCCACCGCCGCCACCGCCACCGCCACCGCCACCGCCACCGCGAGAAGAGCAGGAGAGACGUGAAGAUUGGAAGCAUAAUUUUAUAAUAUUAUUCAAAGUCGCGCAUUUCGGCGUCAUGGAAAAUGACAGAGAGAAGGAUGGAUUAGCUCGUCUAGGUCUACAGGAGACCCGCGAUCGUACGUAACAUUGAUUGAACAACGCCCUCUCUCUGUACUUCUUCCUCAUCAAUCAUCUCUAUCUGUUGACGAUAAUUAACACAAUCACUUCUAAGAAGAGGAAAUCUGGUGGUUUCGUUUUCGACCUCCUUGAUUUGUAAUGAUGAUGACGAUUGAGGGUGUGAUGGACACGACGAUUUUGGACGAUAUCAUUCGGAGGCUUCUUGAGGGUAAAGGGGGAAAACAGGUUCAAUUAUCUGAGAGUGAGAUCCGGCAGAUCUGCGUCAACGCCAGACAUGUCUUUCUUUCCCAGCCCACUCUCCUUCAUCUCCACGCUCCCAUCAAAAUUUGUGGUGAUGUACAUGGGCAGUACCAAGAUCUUUUGAGAUUGUUUGAUUAUGGUGGUUUCCCUCCCACUGCAAAUUACCUUUUUCUUGGGGAUUAUGUUGAUCGUGGCAAACAAAGCUUAGAGACUAUAUGCUUGCUUCUAGCCUACAAAGUGAGGUAUCCUAACAAUAUCUUCCUUCUGAGGGGGAACCAUGAAGAUGCAAAAAUUAAUAGAAUCUAUGGUUUCUAUGACGAGUGUAAAAGAAGGUUUAAUGUCCGGCUGUGGAAGAUUUUCAUCGACUGCUUUAAUUGUUUGCCUUUGGCCGCACUCGUUGAUGAAAAGAUACUUUGCAUGCAUGGUGGACUCUCUCCAGAUUUGGAUAAUGUGAAUCAAAUAAAUGACCUUGCAAGGCCUACUGAAAUUCCAGAUAACGGUCUACUUUGCGAUUUGCUAUGGUCUGAUCCUGAUUCCCAAAUUGAGGGGUGGGCUGAGAGUGAUCGAGGUGUGUCAUGUACGUUUGGAGCUGAUAGGGUUACUGAAUUUUUGGAGAGGAAUGAUCUUGAUCUCAUAUGUCGGGGCCACCAGGUAGUGGAGGAUGGGUACGAGUUUUUUGCGAAACGUAGAUUAGUCACAAUAUUUUCAGCUCCAAACUAUGGUGGGGAAUUCGAUAACGCAGGUGCUCUAUUAAGUGUUGAUGAAGCUCUUAUGUGUUCUUUUGAAAUUUUGAAACCUGUGGAAAACAAACCAGUUGAAACCAAACAAGUUGAACACAAACCAACUGAAGGCAGUUCUAAUACAUCAGGGUUGACUCUUAAGAAGGUUCUCCUAUCCACGGGCUCUUCUGGCUUUCGUUGAGCAGCUCAUCAAAAUCAUAAAGGUUUGAUAUGUGACAUAUCUAGUGGCGUCCACUGAUUUGGUUGUAUUCAACAGAUGCGUCUCGGGAGCUUGGUUUUGCUGUAGUUUGAAGUCUUUGGUUUUUUGAUGGUUGGUAUUAGUUUGGACAAACCUUGCUACCCAAUCAGCAUUAAUCAAAAGCUCUCAUGAAAUCAAAGCUUGUUGAUAAUUCAAGCUUGCGUGAGAGUAAUAUCCGAUCUGUAGAUUAACUGGGCAAAAUAUCCUCUGUACAGGAACAGAGAGGGGUGUCACAUUUGUGAAAAUUUUGUUUCACAAGGUCUUUCUUCAAUCAAUGAUCCGACAUUGUAUGUUGAUAGCAGCUUGUACCGAUGUGGAGAGAGAGUUGACUAAAGUUUGUUCAUAAAUUCAUAAUCCAUGAUGUGUGUUUCGUGUAAGGUGCCAGAAAAUUUAAUAGAUGGAUUGGUGGGUGUGGUUAAAAAGUAAUACUUUCAUCCUAAAUAUUUUGUGGUAAAGAUGCUCUGGAUAUCAUGGUGGAUGGGUCCCUUUUGUUGCAAAUUUUAAGCCAUGGUAUAUGAACUAUUGUUUUA